Astrephomene gubernaculifera is the source of this 1131-nucleotide messenger RNA. The record is from the annotation of a GenBank genome assembly. Lineage: Eukaryota; Viridiplantae; Chlorophyta; Chlorophyceae; Chlamydomonadales; Astrephomenaceae.
GGAUAAUGCACUGAUAGCACUACUCCCUAAAAGAAUCGUUACGUCACAACUGCUUUGUUUCAUUUUUGGCCAUGGCCUCCAGAUGUGCCAAAGCAAUAUGCAAUGCGUUAUCGACCUCGUUUCGGGCCUCACAUGUUAAUUACCAGCUGUCGAAUGCGGCGAUUGUUGGAGCUUGGCUUGGGCGGAACACUAGCAGUGCUGCGCUUCCUGGUAUGCUGAGCGGAUGCUCCUCGUUAGUAGAGCAGGGCUACAAUGCAUCAUUCCGAUGCUUUGCCACUAGCAGCAGCGCUGCGGAGGCCAGCAGCAGCUCUUCUUCUCGGACCUCGAUGACCGUCACGAACGGUUGCAGAGGGCCUGUGGUGCAUUGCGGCUUUGCACACCAAGGGCACCUAGUAACUGAACUGGGGCGCGGCGUGUGGGCGCAACAGCACCACUCCUCCUUCUCGGGACAGCAGGCUGCAUCAAUGGCGACGAUGGGGCAGCUCCUGUCAGGCGCUCGCAAGGGCCCCAAGCGGCGGAAAUGCAAAAUCCGCCAGCUAGACGGGAGCCCGUUCAAGAAGGGUAUCUGCUUGCGCGUGUAUACGACCACGCCAAAGAAGCCCAACUCCGCCAACCGUAAAGUCUGCAAGGUGCAGCUCAGCAACGGCUUCAAGGCUCUAUGCUACAUUCCAGGUGAGGGCCACAACCUGCAGGAGCACAGCAUGGUCAUGGUCCGCGGUGGCAGGGUGCGCGAUCUGCCCAACGUGAAGCUCCGGGUGGUGCGCGGCCGCUACGACUGCGCCGGCGUGAAGGACCGCAAGAAGUCGCGGUCGCGGUACGGCACCAAGCGGCCGAAGGCCACGUAAGGCCCGCCUGCUAUCGUGCGGUUACUGUAGUUUGGGGAGCCCGGUAGCAGCAAGCACGGCAGCAGUGGAGUCGUGUCGUACGUUCAAUGGGCGUUGUAGCAGCUAGAUGAUGACUGCGUGUUGGUAGGGGGCUGUUGGCCGGGUGGGAAGGGCUGCUGCUGCGUGUUGGGGGUCAGCGGUCUGCUAUCCACGUUGGCGAUGAUCCCAGAGAGCUGUGAUGUUGUAGCACAGGCGCACGGGAGUAGAGAUGCAUGUGUCUGGAGGCGGCUUACAGUUUGGCUUGGUU